AUGGGUGAGCUUGUAAAUGCUGCAAGAACAUUAGGUGAAACAGGAAAUUUUGUAGAUGGUUUUAAAAGACUUGUUUCAAAUGUUUUAACAAACACAAAGAAAUUAUUUAGAUAUACCGUACAUAACGGACGGAUUUUCGAACAGAUAGCAACAAACCCUCCGGUUAUGGCUGCGUUGAUGAUGGUUAGAGAUAUAAAACCACGUAACGACGGGAACGAAGAACAUGAACAACAGGAUACUGGUCGGGUUAUUCGAGACAUUAAAAACGUGUAUCCUGAAGUUAUUGAUUUAUUUAGAGGAGUUAAUGAUUCAAUUUCAAAACAUUCUAUAACCCUCGAUGAAGAGAAUAAAUUAACAGAUUAUAUAUUCGUCAUUAUUGCAGAAUUAAUGAAGAGAAUAAAUGAAAAAGGAAUUGGUGAUAUCAUUAAUGUCAGCGAUGUAAUGAUGAAAAGAAAUUUUGACUCAUUAUUUACAAAACCGAAAACAGAAUAUAGUCUUUAUGACGUAAUUACCGAAUUAAUGAAAAAGAUUAAUGAUAAUAAGAGUUCUGGCGGAAGAGUUGAAUUAGAAGUGAAUGAUGUUAAUGAGAAAUUAGCCGAAAAAGCAGACAAAAAUGAGCUUUUAGCUCUGAGUGAUAAAGUCAAGAAUCACGUUCAUUAUAUAACUUCAGACGAACAGAUUAUAACGGACUACCAUGGAUAUUUAACACGAAGUGAUGAAGCGAAAACAAAAAAUGUUAAUGAAAGAAGAUAUAAAUACAUUCGUGCUAAAGGUUAUGACAUAAGCUGUACUGUACAGUAUGAUGUAGCUAAAGCACCAGAAGCAUUUGGUUAUACCGGUGAAAUUUAUGCCUCUACUUUCAAUGUUAACGGU
Trichomonas vaginalis G3 is the source of this 873-nucleotide messenger RNA. RefSeq names its product keratin-associated protein family. The transcript has a single exon. Lineage: Eukaryota; Parabasalia; Trichomonadida; Trichomonadidae. The annotation marks the transcript as partial. The record is from RefSeq and is a predicted model, not a curated record.